Molecule: messenger RNA, 1725 nt
Organism: Cladocopium goreaui
Lineage: Eukaryota; Dinophyceae; Suessiales; Symbiodiniaceae
Source: the annotation of a GenBank genome assembly
AUGGCAACAGGGGUAGUCACAACGCAACAAGGUGUGCUAGCGCUGCUGACUACUGCGCUGAAAAAGAGAGGUUUCUCAGUUGAACCUGUGGUUGGGGCAUAUCACAAACUGCCCAAUCAGGUCAAAGGACUUGCUAGGGUCGAGACCUUGCAGGCACAAGGGCCGUGCUGUGCUCUUACUGACAUCACCGACAGGUAUGUUGCUGACACUGAAGCUGAGAUCGCCAAGAUUGACGCUGAGCUCAACAUUGACGAGAUCCCCCCGGACGCAGCUGCCAGCAGAGAUAGACUCUGCACGUUCCUUACCAAAACCACAUUGGAUUGGUUUGAGCAAUUUUGCCAAAAGGGAUAUGAUGAGGAUUUGGUUGCAGAUCUUCCUGACCGAUGGCUUGCAUGUCUGUUCCAGUUUGAGGAGGGAUUUGAUUGUUGGAUCGAGGCGGAAAUCUUGCGGUGGGGACAGCAUGAUCUUGCAAAUGUCACAGAUAGCCUGUUGGAUGGUGCAGCAGAACGUUUGAUUGAAGACGCGUUCACAGAAAUGGCAGCUGAACUACCCAGACAGCAGCUGCUGUAUCGAAGAACGCACCUGAUUGCCAAACAAAAGCAUUUGAUUGCUGAACAGCAGAUGACUUUUCCACAUCGUGCGGUUAAGUAUGGUUCCGCCAAUGAGCGAGAGCGCAUUCUCUCUGCUGCCCAAGUACCUACCAUGUUUGAGGGGCAAAUUACAUUCCUUCAACAGGUCAGACAGAUUAAGUGGUUUGAUUUACUCCCUGACAAGAAGCUUCCCUUUCUCUACCAGCCUCGAGGGGCCAAGCUGUUUGUGAUUGCGCAUCUCUUCAGCGGGAGGAGAAGGGAAGGAGACGUCCAUGAACGGCUCCAUUUCUGGGCCGAGCGCAAAGGUUUACACAUCUUGGUGCUGUCAUUGGACACGGCAAAUUCUGUGGAGUUUGGCAACUUGAACCACCGUUCAGUCACUUGGGGGAAGCUUUUGCAGUUAUACCAGAGCGGGCACAUCUCCGCCACUCUGACGGGGGCACCAUGUGAGACGUGGUCAGCUGCGUGCCACUGCAAUAUCGUGUCAGCAGAUGGAGAGGAAGCACCCAAACGCAAGUUGCCGAGACCCUUGCGAGACACCAACAGAUUGCUAGGAUUGAAAUGGCUGAGCCUACGUGAAUUGAGGCGGUUACGACAAGGUACGCUCUUUUUCAUGCAGAGCUUGAUCACCAUGGCCUGGUCCCUUGUGACAGGCGCCAUUUAUCUUAGCGAGCACCCCGCUUUGCCCAUCCUCGAUAUCGCUGCGAGUGUAUGGAAGACGCCAUGGAUCCGACUUUUGUGUGACCAUCCUGAUGUUCACCUUCACACCGUUAGGCAGUGGCGCUGGGGUUGCAGUGUUGCAAAGCCCACCGGGCUCUUGGCGAUCAGAUUACCGAAAUUUUGUGCCUCUAUGUAUAGCAGACAGGACCCCCUUGCGCGUACUCCUGCAGAGCAGGCAAUUGGCAUAGGUGAGGAUGGGCGCUUUAAAACAAGCGCUCACAAAGAGUAUCCACCACCAUUUUGCAACGCAUUGGCGGGGACCAUCAUUGAUGAAGUAGGUAGGAGAUCUGCUUCAGGCUGCUGUGAGGCCAGUAGCGAUAUUAAUUCAGAACUUUUGAGCUGGCUGCGCAACGCUAGCACUGAGUGCGGGAUGGUCCGCACAACCAGCUGGCUGCCGGAUUACCAAGGUGGCUAG